AUGCCACGUUCCUUUUUGGUAAAGCAGACAAAGGUUGUUGAUUUCUCCUUUCCAGGCACUUACCAUCAGAAGAACUGGGACAAGUGUGCUGUAACACAUGCCAUUGCAGAGUCAGCCACACGACUGGCAACACGCCUGAGUGAAAGCGGAUAUAUCCAGGACUAUGUUAUUCCAUCUCUGCAGCAGAGAGCUGAGCCGUCCUGUGAUGAUGAGGCUCCACUGCACUCGUCCUAUGGCUCUGCGGGCAGUGCAGUAGAGGAUUUCUCAGACCAUGACAUGGAACAUCCCGACAGCCCAGUGUCCAGCUGUACAGCCCAGUCAGACAGCAGCCUGGAAACAGCCUGUUUUACUUCAGACCCACACAGCACCCACAGGUGCUCCCAGGGCAAAGCCAAGGGGCUGGCUAAAGGCCAUUAUAAGUGCAAUGAGUGUGACAAGUCCUAUGCCACCUCAUCCAACCUAAGCCGACACAAGCAAACACAUCGCAGCCCGGACAGUCAGCAGGCCCGCAGGUGUCCCACCUGCCACAAGCUGUACGUGUCCAUGCCAGCACUGGCCAUGCACCUCCUCACCCACGACCUGAAGCACCAGUGUGCUGUGUGUGGGAAGUCAUUCAGUCGGCCCUGGCUGCUGCAGGGACACAUGCGCAAGCACACAGGUGAAAAGCCCUUUGCCUGCUCACACUGUGGGAAAGCCUUUGCAGACCGCUCCAAUCUGCGUGCUCACAUGCAGACGCACUCUGCCUUUAAACACUACUCAUGCACCCGCUGUCACAAGAGCUUUGCACUCAAGUCCUACCUCAAGCACCUGGAGUCAGCCUGUCUCAAAGCAGACUGA
This is a messenger RNA of Periophthalmus magnuspinnatus, 837 nucleotides long. RefSeq names its product transcriptional repressor scratch 2-like. The record is from RefSeq and is a predicted model, not a curated record. The transcript has 2 exons. Gene Ontology annotation, molecular function: DNA-binding transcription factor activity, RNA polymerase II-specific; RNA polymerase II cis-regulatory region sequence-specific DNA binding. Lineage: Eukaryota; Metazoa; Chordata; Actinopteri; Gobiiformes; Gobiidae. The coding region runs from base 1 to 837 and encodes 278 amino acids. Gene Ontology annotation, biological process: regulation of DNA-templated transcription.